UUUCACAUAAAGGUGGCGUAUCUUUACAGAAAAGCUUAUUACACAUUUACUGUUCUUUCUAUUCCUUUUUUCUUUUUCACAUAAUUAUUCAUCUUUUAAAGAAAGCAAAAAGGAUAGGGGAGCGCAGUGAAGAUGGAGAGAAAAGCUGUAGUGGUGUGUGUAGCUGUGGGCUUCCUUGGUUUGGUUGCUGCUUCUUUGGGCUUUGCUGCAGAAGCCAAGAGGAUUAAGGGAUCUCAGGUUCAAUUUAAUUCUCCUGAUGAGUGUGUAUACCCCAGGAGUCCAGCCCUAGCGCUAGGAUUAAUUGCAGCUCUGGCUCUUAUGAUAGCUCAGGUUAUCAUCAAUGUUGCAACCGGUUGUAUUUGCUGUAGAAGUGGACCUCAUCAAUUAAACUCAAACUGGACGUUAUCUCUGAUUUGCUUUGUAGUCUCCUGGUUCACAUUUGUUAUAGCAUUCCUUCUAUUGCUUACCGGUGCAGCACUUAAUGAUCAACAUGGUGAAGAGAACAUGUACUUCGGCAACUACUAUUGUUAUGUUGUGAAACCAGGAGUAUUUGCAGGAGCCGCUGUAUUGUCCCUUGCAAGUGUUGUUCUUGGUAUUAUUUAUUAUGUAACCAUAACUUCCACAAAGACGGGAACUGAUCCUUGGGCUGGGCAGGCUGCUCCUAAUCAACCUGGUAUUGCCAUGGGACAACCCCAAUUUCCCCAACAUGUUGCACAGGAUCCUGUAUUUGUACAUGAAGACACCUAUAUGAGGCGGCAAUUUACUUAAGUAUUUGUCGGCAUGCUAUAUGAUAAUGCAAAAAGCCGUCUAUGUGCAGCCCUAAAAGGUUGGAUCGUUGCCAGCUUCGUCUAGCUGUGAACAUUAUCGUAAGCAAUAGAUUAUGUAUUUUAGAAUAUGUUUGCAAUGCAACAUCUCUGUUAGCUUUAA
This is a messenger RNA of Daucus carota subsp. sativus, 927 nucleotides long. RefSeq names its product protein VASCULATURE COMPLEXITY AND CONNECTIVITY. Bases 133 to 768 code for a protein of 211 amino acids. The record is from RefSeq and is a predicted model, not a curated record. The transcript is spliced from 3 exons. NCBI's taxonomy places the organism in Eukaryota, Viridiplantae, Streptophyta, Magnoliopsida, Apiales, Apiaceae.